UCUACAAAAGGAAGCGCUCUCUCAUGCAAUUCGUGCUUCCCCUCUCUCUCUCUCUAGCUCUACUCCUCUCUCGCUCUCUCUCUCUCUCUCUCGCGCGCGCGAUCCAUCUCGAUCUCUCUCGAUUUCGAUCCCGAUCGAUUCGAUCGAUGGCUUUCGUUGCGAGAUCGGGGAUCUCGAUCGCGGCUCCGCCUCAAUUCGCACCGAGGAGAGUGGAAGUUAAUGGAACUAAUGGAUUGAAAUCUCUUUCCUUUUCUACCCAAAGGAAAAGCUUUCCAUCAAUUCAUUUGCGGCAAGCCAACAUGCGCUUCCGUGUUUCGUGUGCUGCAAAGCCCGAGACUGUUACAAAGGUGUGUGAGAUAGUAAGGAAGCAGUUGGCUCUGUCUGAUGACUCUCCUGUGACUGGCGAAUCAAAAUUCUCAACACUUGGGGCUGAUUCGCUUGACACGGUUGAGAUUGUUAUGGGUCUCGAGGAAGCAUUUGGGGUGAGCGUGGAAGAAGAGAAUGCUCAGGGAAUCACUACGGUGCAAGACGCUGCAGAUCUCAUCGAGAGGCUCGUCGAAGGGAAAUCUAGUUAGAUCUGUAAUGCGGUCGAAUAAAUUAGAAGGUUUUCUAUUUACUAUUUCUGCUAUUCCAGUGUUCUUUUAGUCAUUUGAUCUGCUAGCUACGGAAAAAACCUAAUGGAUGUUGGUGUAAUUCCGCGAGAUCUUCUUUAUAUAUAUGCAUGAAAUUUGACUCUUGAAGUUGAUGUAAUAUGUUCAGGUGCAUUGAUUCCUUUUGAAUCUGCAAAAGAAUAAAUAUUAUGAUCAUAUUACUUGUGACGAA
Molecule: messenger RNA, 822 nt
Organism: Ananas comosus (pineapple)
Lineage: Eukaryota; Viridiplantae; Streptophyta; Magnoliopsida; Poales; Bromeliaceae
Product: acyl carrier protein 1, chloroplastic-like
Exons: 4
Coding region: 24-575 (183 amino acids)
Biological process (GO): fatty acid biosynthetic process
Molecular function (GO): phosphopantetheine binding; acyl carrier activity
Source: RefSeq, a predicted model, not a curated record